CUUUUCUCGGCUUGCUCAUAUCUUCUCGUCAUAUAUCCCCACGUAGUACACCUCCCGUCAGUAGGUCUUGUCCUUUCUGGGCUAUCAUUCACUUUCGUUCCAGUCAUCACCAGCACCGUACAUACUGCUGCAUGUCACUGCUGACUUGUGAUACACUCCCUCAAUCAUUUGUUGCGUAGUAUACUUUUCUCCUUAUCUCGUCUUCUUUCUCUUAUCAUUCGUCCACCAACCUGCAGUCAAAGACACUGUGAUAAGAAGAUAUCUGCUUUGUCCUCGUUACUAGUCUAUCGUCUAUCCUUAUCUUCGUCUGCCAAUCUACCACUUCGUCUGUUAGCAUCAAAAAAAGAAUAAAAACUCCACAGGUCGACCUUACAUAAUGACAGUCACUUCUAGAACGAAUGCCGGACCGUUGACCGUCCUCGUGUCAACGAGGGCGGUAAUCACUUUACCAGACGAUAGCCUCCUACUCACCCCGGCUACUAUAUCUAUCUCGCCGGCUACCGGAAAGAUCGUGGCUAUUAUACCUACUAUCCUGCCCAAGACGUCGUUUGCUCCGUCAACGACAUACAUCAACUAUGGCGCCAAACUCUUGAUCCCUGGACUUGUAGAUGCUCAUGUGCACCUUAACGAGCCAGGCCGAACGGAAUGGGAAGGGUUCAACACCGGUACUAGGGCGGCAGCUUCUGGCGGCGUGACUACCGUUAUCGACAUGCCGCUCAAUGCUAUCCCACCGACCACAACUUUGGCGGGGUUCAAGGAGAAGCUCAUUGCUAGCCAGGGCCAAUGUUGGGUUGAUGUGGGGUUCUACGGGGGUGUUAUCCCCGGAAAUGCGGAUGAGCUUCUUCCCCUAGUAGAGGCCGGUGUUCGCGGGUUUAAAGGCUUCCUAAUCGAGUCGGGUGUCGAAGAGUUCCCUGCCAUCUCUUCCAAUGACAUUGCACUUGCAAUGAAAACACUAAAUGGCACACCGACGACGCUCAUGUUCCAUGCCGAGAUGAUCCCUCCGAUUUCCGAUUCGGUUGGUGAUGCAGUACAAGCCUCCGAACCCCCCUUAGCACCACACGGCGACUUACAAUCGUACAAUACGUUUCUCGAGUCGCGACCUCCAUCCUUCGAAACUUAUGCAAUCGAUGAGAUUCUCUCCCUCGCGCAUCUGGCUCCAGGUCUGCACCUACAUAUCGUACACCUGUCUGCGACGCAAGCGAUCCCGAUCCUGAAGGCCGCCCGCAAGUCUGGAAUCGACAUUACGGCUGAGACAUGUUUCCAUUAUCUAGGGUUGGCGGCUGAGAGUGUCGAGGAUGGUGAUUGCAGAUACAAAUGCUGCCCACCAAUUCGUGAGCAGCUAAACCAAGACGGUCUUUGGGAAGAGCUCGCAGCACCGGAUUCGUGCAUUAAAACCAUCGUCUCCGACCAUUCGCCCUGUACCCCCGAGCUCAAGCUCCUCCCACCUCACCUCCAAACAAUCGAAGCCUCGCAUAUGCACCAUUCCGAUUCGGGUAUUGAUAUGACGGCUGACCUAGCUUAUGACGAUGGGGAGCAAACAAAGAUCGGGACGCAGGUUGCAAAAGGCGUUGGUGACUUCUUCGCCGCAUGGGGUGGCAUCUCGUCGGUCGGACUCGGCUUGCCCAUCCUUUACACGUCGGCUAAGGAGCGAGCGGCAGCUGGAAGCAAGGCAGCUCCGAGUAUCACCGACAUCGUGCGCUUAUGUUGCGCCGCGACGGCUAAGCAGGUCGGACUAUCUCAUCGCAAGGGGGCGCUCAAGGUCGGCAUGGACGCUGAUAUUUGCGUAUUCGAUGAUACCGAGGAGUGGACACUACACUCUGCCGGCAUGCAUUGGAAGAACCGCUGCUCGCCAUGGGAGGGCCGCCGGUUCGCGGGUCGUGUCAAAGAGACGUGGCUGAGGGGCAAGAAAGUCUUCGAACACGGAGGCAUCAAUGGUGGGUUCGUGACCGGGAAGCCGGUUGGUACAGCUAUUGUCGAGAAGAGGUUUGCUUAAGAGCUGUGCGGGGACCGAGGCCGGUGUUAAUGAGCUCAGCUAUGAGGCGAUGGGGAAGGAGGAAACUGAUCCUUAACCCUUAACAGGCUGAGCCGCGAUGAUUAUUGAUAGUAUGAUGACUUGAUGAUAUUGCAUGGUACCUUAGGUAGAUAGUAUAGG
This is a messenger RNA of Daldinia loculata, 2152 nucleotides long. RefSeq names its product allantoinase. The transcript has 3 exons. Bases 377 to 1993 code for a protein of 538 amino acids. Gene Ontology annotation, molecular function: allantoinase activity. Gene Ontology annotation, biological process: purine nucleobase catabolic process. Gene Ontology annotation, cellular component: cytoplasm. Lineage: Eukaryota; Fungi; Ascomycota; Sordariomycetes; Xylariales; Hypoxylaceae. The record is from RefSeq and is a predicted model, not a curated record.